This is a messenger RNA of Emericellopsis cladophorae, 456 nucleotides long. Its product is annotated as Golgi apparatus membrane protein-like protein. Gene Ontology annotation, biological process: vesicle-mediated transport. NCBI's taxonomy places the organism in Eukaryota, Fungi, Ascomycota, Sordariomycetes, Hypocreales, Bionectriaceae. Bases 1 to 456 code for a protein of 151 amino acids. The record is from RefSeq and is a predicted model, not a curated record. Gene Ontology annotation, cellular component: Golgi membrane. The transcript is spliced from 4 exons.
AUGACGCUCAAAGAAGAGUUCCAGACUCGCAACUUCAGCAUCUACGGGCAAUGGCUGGGCAUUGCCUCGAUGAUUGUCUGCUUCGCGACAGGGCUGGCCAACAUCUUCAGCUUCCUUUCCGCGCCGAUCAUCAUUGUGUUCUGCGCGCUUGCUCUCGCCUCCUCGUUCAUCAUCCUCUUCAUUGAGAUUCCGUUCCUCCUGCGCAUCUGCCCGACGUCGGGCAAGUUCGACGAAAUGAUCCGCAAGGUCUCGACCAACUACAUGCGCUCGGCGACCUACGCCGUGAUGGCCGUGCUGCAGUUCCUCAGCACCAUCGGACCCGACACGUCGCUGAUCGCCGCCGGUAUCUUCCUGAGCCUGACUGCGCUGUGCUACUUGGCGGCCGCCAUCAAGGGCCAGGCAUUCAUCUCGAGUAAGACGCUGGGCGGCCAGGGCGUCGCCCAGAUGAUUGUCUGA